GCUUGGGAGCCCAGCGCCCGGGAGCCGCCGCCUCCGCCACCGCCACCACUGCAGGCGCUCGGGACUCGGAACGUCGUGCGCCCAGCCAUGGCUUCGGGCCCUGCGGGGGCGGAGACCCGGCAAAGGCUGCUGCGCACGGUCAAGAAGGAGGUGAAGCAGAUCAUGGAGGAGGCCGUCACACGGAAGUUUGUCCACGAAGACAGCAGCCACAUCAUCUCCUUCUGUGCGGCUGUGGAGGCCUGCGUCUUGCACGGGCUGCGGCGGCGGGCGGCUGGCUUCCUGCGCAGCAACAAGAUCGCGGCUCUCUUCAUGAAGGUGGGCAAGAGCUUCCCGCCAGCUGACGAGCUGAGCCGCAAGGUCCAGGACCUGGAGCAGCUGAUAGAGAACGCGCGAAACCAGAUCCAGGGCCUCCAGGAGAAUGUGCGGAAGCUGCCGAAGCUACCCAACCUGUCCCCACUUGCCAUCAAGCACCUGUGGAUCCGCACGGCCUUGUUUGAGAAGGUCCUGGACAAAAUUGUGCAUUACCUUGUGGAAAACAGCAGUAAAUACUAUGAAAAAGAAGCACUCCUGAUGGACCCUGUGGAUGGCCCCAUCCUUGCGUCUUUGUUGGUGGGGCCCUGUGCCUUGGAAUACACCAAGAUGAAGACGGCGGAUCACUUCUGGACCGACCCCUCUGCUGACGAGCUCGUCCAGAGGCACCGCAUCCACAGCUCGCACCUGCGACAGGACUCGCCCACCAAGCGCCCCGCCCUCUGCAUCCAGAAGAGGCUUUCGAGUGGCAGCAUGGAUGACCGCCCAUCCCUCUCUGCCCGCGACUAUGUGGAGUCCCUGCACCAGAACUCCAGGGCCACCCUGCUGUAUGGCAAGAACAACGUUCUCGUUCAGCCGAGGGAUGACAUGGAGGCUGUCCCAGGGUACCUGUCCCUGCACCAGACUGCUGACCUCAUGACCCUGAAGUGGACACCCAACCAGCUGAUGAACGGGUCUGUGGGAGAUCUGGACUAUGAGAAGAGCGUCUAUUGGGACUAUGCCAUGACCAUCCGCCUGGAGGAGAUCGUCUACCUGCACUGCCACCAGCAAGUGGACAGCGGCGGGACAGUGGUGCUGGUCAGCCAGGACGGGAUCCAGAGGCCACCCUUCCACUUCCCCAAGGGAGGGCACCUCCUGCAGUUCCUCUCAUGCCUGGAGAACGGGCUGCUCCCGCACGGGCAGCUGGACCCACCGCUCUGGUCUCAGCGGGGGAAGGGCAAAGUAUUUCCCAAACUGCGCAAGCGAAGCCCUCAGGGUUCUGCCGAGUCCACAGCUUCAGACAAGGAAGAUGACGAGGCCACGGAUUACGUGUUCAGGAUCAUCUACCCCAGCCUGCAGUCCGAGUUCGUUGUUCCCGACCCCUUGGGCAGCACAUCCUCGGUCUCCGUGGGCCCUGCCUGGACGGUGGUUCCUGUGGGCCGGUCCAUGCUGGUGGUGGCCAGGGGCAGUCGGUGGGCCCAAACCAGAUGGGACGCCACCCUUCCCAUACCAGGCUUGAAGCAGCAGCCCCCCAUGCCCCAGGACCUGAUGGAUGUCUCCAUGAGCAACCUGCCAUCGCUAUGGCAACCCAGUACCCACAAAUCCUCUUGCUCAUCCUGUUCACAGAGUGGCUCAGGUGAUGGUGGCUCAACCAAUGGCUGCAAACAUGAGAGGGCUCCCCUGAAGCUUCUCUGUGACAACAUGAAGUACCAGAUCCUUUCCAGAGCCUUCUAUGGAUGGCUUGCCUACUGCAGACACCUGUCCACCGUGCGGACCCACCUGUCAGCCCUGGUCAAUCACAUGAUUGUGUCUCCAGACUUGCCCUGCGAUGCUGGACACGGGCUGACGGCCGGGAUCUGGGAGCAGUACCUUCAGGACAGCACAAGUUACGAGGAGCAGGAGCUGUUGCGCCUUAUCUACUAUGGGGGCAUCCAGCCCGAGAUCCGCAAGGCUGUGUGGCCCUUCCUGCUGGGCCACUACCAGUUCGGGAUGACAGAAACGGAAAGGAAGGAGGUGGACGAGCAGAUUCAUGCCUGCUAUGCACAGACCAUGUCCGAAUGGCUGGGCUGUGAGGCAAUUGUGCGGCAGAGGGAGCGGGAGUCCCACGCAGCUGCCCUGGCCAAAUGCUCAUCAGGGGCCAGCCUGGAGGGUCCCCUGCACCGGAUGAUGCACAGGGACUCCACCAUCAGCAACGAGUCCUCCCAGAGCUGCAGUUCUGGCCACCAGAACAUCCGCCUGCAGAGCGACUCCAGCAGCAGCACACAGGUGUUCGAGUCUGUGGACGAAGUGGAGCAGGUGGAGACAGAAGGCAGGUUGGAGGAGAAACAGCCCAAGAUCCCCAAUGGGAACCUGGUGAAUGGCACCUGUUCCCCGGACUCCGGCCAUCCUUCCUCCCACAACUUCUCCUCUGGCCUCUCGGAGCACUCGGAGCCCAGCCUGAGUACGGAGGACAGUGUCAUGGACGCCCAGCGCAGUGCCUCCCUGGUGCUGCGACCCGGGGACAGCAGCGUGGACGAAGGGCAGAGUAGCGAGGCCACCACUUCCCGGGACGAGGCUCCCCGUGAGCAGCUGGCCGUGCAGGACAGCCUGGAGAGUGACCUCCUCGCCAACGAGAGCAUGGACGAGUUCAUGUCCAUCGCAGGCAGCAUGGACGUGGCUCUGCCUGAAAAGGAGGGCCCCCCGAUGGAGGGCUGGGGGGGCAGCGAGGUGAAGUGCGGCCGGGUGGACAGUGAGGACAACCUUUCAGAGGAGCCCGAGAUGGAGAGUCUCUUCCCAGCCUUGGCUUCUCUGGCCGUGAGCACAGCUGCCAACAACGAGGCGUCCCCUGUGUCAUCCAGCGGUGUCACCUACUCCCCGGAGCUGCUCGACCUGUACACAGUGAACCUGCACCGCAUCGAGAAGGACGUGCAGAGGUGCGACCGCAACUACUGGUACUUCACGCCCGCCAACCUGGAGAAGCUGCGCAACGUCAUGUGCAGCUACAUCUGGCAGCACAUUGAGAUUGGCUAUGUCCAGGGCAUGUGUGACCUCCUGGCUCCACUGCUGGUCAUUCUGGAUGACGAGGCCCUCACCUUCAGCUGCUUCACGGAGCUUAUGAAGAGAAUGAACCAGAACUUCCCCCAUGGAGGCGCUAUGGACACACACUUUGCCAACAUGAGGUCACUAAUCCAGAUCCUGGACUCAGAGCUCUUUGAGCUGAUGCAUCAGAAUGGAGACUACACUCACUUCUACUUCUGCUACCGCUGGUUCCUGCUGGAUUUCAAACGAGAACUUGUCUAUGAUGAUGUCUUCUCUGUCUGGGAGACCAUUUGGGCAGCCAAACACGUCUCAUCCACCCACUACGUCCUGUUCAUCGCGUUGGCUCUGGUGGAGGUCUACCGUGACAUCAUCUUAGAGAACAACAUGGAUUUCACAGACAUCAUCAAGUUCUUUAAUGAAAUGGCGGAGCGACACAACACCAAGCAGAUCCUGAAGCUGGCCCGGGACCUCGUGUACAAGGUGCAGACUCUGAUUGAGAACAAGUGAGGGCCGCCUCACCCAGGCAGCCUCAGCCAAGCUGCCACCUGCCUGUCGUGCCCACUUUUCCUCCCAGCCACUGGGGAGCGAGGUCCUGGUGUCUGUCUGUGAGCAUGGACUUCUGUGCAAAGAGAAACUGGCCCGACUUUGGCCGCCGGGCAGGUGGGGUCGAGGGCUCGCCCCUUGAGUUCAGCCUUACGUUUUCCUGUUUGACCAAAGAUCGCCCGUGUAUGGGAUUUCUCCUUGCGGGAACUGUCGGUGGAUGGAGGGAACGUCUUUGUUCAAGGCCUCCAGACGUCUUCUCUAUUCUCUCCCCGUCCCUCCAGACUGUCUUGUCAGAUGAGACGUGGGAUGGGAUUGUUUCGGAAGUUGGUGUAGGAGUCUGUGGGGUGCCCUCUGUACUCUGGAAGGAGUCUUUACAGAUGUCCCAGAACAGCUGGAAGACCGGCUGGCCGCAGGGUUUUUGCACUUAGCACUGUUGACAUUUGGACUGGGUCAUCCUUUUUGGGGGGUGAGAGGCGGGAGGGUGUUCUGCACAUUGUAGGAUGUUGAGCAGCAUCCCUGGCUUCUCCCCACCAGAUGCUAGUACUACCCUCCUCCCCACCCCAUUGUGACAACCCAGAAUGUCCCCGGAUAUUGCCAAACGUCCCCACUGGCUUAGAGGAGGGGCUACCAAUGUAUCUCCCAACCGGUUCUCUUUCUACCUAAGCUGCCCGUGUCCUGAGGCCCCCUUUAGGAAAGGCACGUGGGAGGCCUCACACGUCUCCCCUUGAGGGGUGAGAUUCCGUCUGCUGUAUUCUCUCAUUUUUUUCCUCCACCUGACUCUGGGAGAGACUUCUUUUCAAGAAGGGAGUCUUCCUGCGGGGCAGUGGGAUCCCAGAAGUGUCUGCAGGUGGGAGACAGUCCGGGGCUCUUCUGGGUUUCACCCAGAGCCCCCUGUGAUCCCCCCAGGAAAGACUGCCUCUCCUUCCACACAUGGGUCUGGUGCUCCAGGAGCUUGGAAUGUGUGUGUUGGUGCAGCUGUUCCCCAAGUGCCCUUGCUCACUCAGGACGAAGGAAGAGGAAGACAGAGGGCAGCCAGGGUGAUGUGUGUGUUUUCCAUGGUGGCUCAGUCCGGAAAUGGUCCCCGCCACAUCUUCUCUCAAAGGGUCGCCAGUCCACAAACAGAUCCUGAGUUCGGUGGCUCAGCUGCCCACCUGUCCUCCAGGAAGGUGGUCCUGCCCACUCUGUUCUGAUAAUGCACCAGAAUCGGGGGAAACAGAGUCGGGGAACUGCUCUUCCCAAGAAUGGCAGGUCGGGUUUUGGAGAUGGCAGGAGACACCUAACACAUUGAAGCGUUGACACGGGGUGCUUAGUCCUCCCACCCUGAGCAAACCAGGACCGGAGAAGUCCCUGCCCUGCGUGCUGGGGAAGCUCUUCCCUCGGUCACAGCGCCUCCAACUGCAUCUGAGUCCCCACUUUCCCCUAGUGGGGCUUCCUGGGAGGGACAGACAAGCCCCAGAGGGCCCUUGCUUCCGAAGAGCGAUCAUCCUCUCACCCUGGUUCCCCAGUUUCCUUGGAUGGGAAAAAUGUGCGAAAGGCCCCCCCGAGAAAAGUGCAUUCUGCCACAUAGCUGCUCCUAGCAGGGGAUGUUUUGUUAGCACAACCCAGACCCUCUGGUUCUUACUUAUUUUUUGACGGAGUAGUCACACAGCACAGCACAAGAUUUCCUCUCUGCCUUCUCUCGUGGUGUCCUGGGACACGUCGUGGUUGUGGCUUGGACUAACUGCUCUCUGUUCAGCUCUCUGCUUCUUCAGGUGUCCGUGAGCUGCGUCGUCGUCGUGUCCUAGAGUUGAGUGUGUGGGAGUCGUUCUGUCUGCAGCGUGCCCUCCUUUCUCAGUGUUACCAGCACAUCUUGUAACUGUUUACUGAAGAGUUGUGUCUAUAUAGAGAGAAAACAUAUAUAAACCAAGAGG
Myotis myotis is the source of this 5480-nucleotide messenger RNA. RefSeq names its product small G protein signaling modulator 1 (gene SGSM1). The transcript has 26 exons. Gene Ontology annotation, biological process: activation of GTPase activity. Bases 88 to 3534 code for a protein of 1148 amino acids. The record is from RefSeq and is a predicted model, not a curated record. Gene Ontology annotation, molecular function: GTPase activator activity. Lineage: Eukaryota; Metazoa; Chordata; Mammalia; Chiroptera; Vespertilionidae.